Molecule: messenger RNA, 5421 nt
Organism: Lingula anatina
Lineage: Eukaryota; Metazoa; Brachiopoda; Lingulata; Lingulida; Lingulidae
Molecular function (GO): protein binding
Source: RefSeq, a predicted model, not a curated record
GGAACAGGAAAGACAGGAGAGAGAGCGCCAAGAGAAAGAGAGAGCAGAAAGAGUGAAGAGAGAGCAGGAAAGAAUGGAAGCAGAACUAUCAAGACGCAAGGAGGAAGAGCGAAAGCAGUGGGAAAAGCAGGAGAGAGAAAGAGCGGAAAGAUUGAAAAAAGAACAGGAAAGACUUGAAGCUGAACGCCUGCAGAGGGAGGAGGAAGAGCGGCUGGAGGAAGAGCGACAGGAGCGGGAACAGCAGGAGCUACUGGAGAGGGUCCGCAGAGAGCUGGAGGACAGGGAAGAGCAGGAGAGACUUGAGAGAGAACAACAGCUCAGAGCUGAGACCCCCAAACUGUCAUCGGAUAUUACCGACUCAGACCAGGACAGAUCUCAAAGGUUGAAAGAGAGGCGAGAAAAAGCGGAACGCGAACUGGAGGAGGCGAGACGGAAGCAGCACUCUGUGACAGGCGUCACUUCCCGCGGUGCCACCAUCAGUGACGAUGACAACUCAAGUCUGGAUGACAGUGAACUGUUAGCUUCUCCCCGUGGAAAUGGAAAAGUAAAUGGCUUUGUCUCGGCUACCAGACCAGUAGGAGUCAAUUCUACGAAACCUUUCAGCAUGAAUGAGGAUGAGGACGAUGGUUUGUCGUACUCCAGUACUGAUAACAGUGAGGUGAUGAACGGCACGUACAGCAUGUCUCCCUAUCUCAAGGAAUCACUGCUCAAUACCUCCAAUCUCAAUGACUCCAACCUGACCAGACUGCAGGAGCAGCUCCGUGAACAGAGCAGGAGGCUGGACAAGGAACACGGGAUCAGGAUGAGACUAGAGAACAAGAAGAAGGCAUGGGAGAAGGAAAAAGCUGAACUCAACAAGCGUAUAUCAGAGCUGUCUCAGGCCAAGUCUUCCCUGGAACAGAUCAAAUUGGAGUUGGAGGCCAGGCUCAGGACCAAUGAAUAUGGUUUGAAUGAAGAAGUAGAAAAGAGGAAAAAUGCUGAGGUCCUUUUUAAUAAGAUCAAAGAACAGCUUGCAAGGAAGGACAGCCAGUACACAAAAGAAAUAGAAGCCAAGCAGAAGGUAGAACUCUCCAUGAGGAACCUGCAGAUGGAAAACAGGAUUGCUAGUUCUAAUAUCAAACAGCUUGAAGAAGAGCGGGAUGAGCUGCAGCGACAGUUGAAGCAGGAGAAGAACGCCCGUGCUAUGGCAGAACAGUUAAGUGAGGAACAGAGUAGGCUACAGCAGGCCAUGCAGGAGGAGACAUCCAAGUCCACUACACAGAAGGAGCAAGAGCUGGCGGAGGUUGUGAGUAAGUUUGAGACAGCAGACGAGGGCAGACGGCAGGCACUGGAGAAUAUCGAGAAGCUGAAGACAGAGCUGUACAGAGUCACCCUGGAGCUGGACAUGCUGAAGAAGAAGUACCGAGAUGAGCAAACUCUUCUCACCACAGAGAAUGAGGAACUCCAGCAGAAAGUGGAUGAAGCAAAAAAUGAAGUGAAACUAAAUGAAGAAGCACUGACCCAUGCCUCUAUGCAAUACAAUGUACAGAUAGGCCACUGCAAGGCUGAAAUGUCACUUUUGUCUUCCAACUUAGAGAAAGAGAAGUCCAGCAGAGAAAAACUGGAGACAGAGCUGGAGUCCAUGAAGAGCCUGUUGACUGCUGCCAACUUGGAGCUAGAGAAAACAAGACUGGCCAGGAAUGAACUGGAAAAGUCAUAUCAGAAAGACAAGGAAGACUGGGACAAGACAAUAGAAAAGAAAGAAGCAGAAGUACAGAGUUUUAAAGAAUCAAAUCAAAGUCUUUCACAACGCUAUGGUGCUGCAGAAGCCAAAUACACUGCCAUUGAAAGUGAACUCAGAGCUGCCAAUACCUCUCUGCUGGAGAGGAGCAAUCAAAUUGCCAGCCUCCAGAGAGAUCUGGACCAGAAGAAGACAGCCUAUGAGCACCUGGACCAGCAGAUCAGGAAGGAGAAGGAGCUUAAUGCCAAAGUACAGGCCAAACUGGAGGCUGCCCAGGAGAGGGUGACUGGCCUGCAACAUGAGAUGCAGACAUUAAGGCAACAGUUUGAUGAUGCCAGGAGCAAGGACUCCAUUAAAGAAAGAGCAGCCCUGGAUACACAGGACAAGUUCUCCUUCAUGUUGUCUUCUCUCAGGAAUGACCAUGAUAAGUCAAGAGGUGCCCUUGAGGAGAAGAACAGUUCCCUCAAUGAAACAGUCAGCCGUCUGCGGGAAGAGGUACGAGCCUCGGACAGUCGCAGGAUUCUGCUGGAGCAGGAAAUGAGGCACUUGCAGCAGGAAAUGACCGAGACAUCCAAGAAAUUGACCACCACUGAGGCCAACUUAGAGGUCACUGUGAAGAUCAAGGAGCAUGCUGAAGCAGAGAAAACUCGCCUGGGUUUGGAGAUUGAAAAGCUGCGUCACCGCCUUGAGAGCAGCCAGGAGAAAGAGGCUGAGUCUAAAGCAAAGAUUUCAGAGCUGACAGACAGGCUGGAACAAGUAGAGCAGAGUUCCAUGCUGACCACCCAGCAGCUGGCAAACACUUCUGCCAAUGCUGAGGCUGUCAAUAGAACAAAGCUCAUCUCUCACACUGGACACAGAUAUCAGGACGACCUAGAAGAUGCUGUCCACAGACUGGAACUAGAGAAAGCUCGCCUGGAAGCCUCUCUCACCACAGAGACACAGAAAGUGGAAACUUUACAAAGGGAAAUGGAGGAUUCUAACAGGGUUCGUCAUAGUAUGGAAGCCCUUUUAUCUAACCUCAAAACAACAAAUGCUCAAUUGGAAGAAAAAGUCACUCAAGAGGCAGCAUCUCGUAGUAUUCUUGCCAGAGAGGCAGAGGAUUCCAGAGACAUGUGGGAGUCGGAGGUCAAGUCAAGGUCAAAGCUGGGAUUGAGGCUUGCUCAGUUAGAGAGGGCCAAACAAGAGGCUCAGGCUGUAGUUGAUGAGGAGAAAAGAAAAGCCAGAAAAGCUGUUGAGAUGAAGAAAGUUGCUGAGACAAAGCUAGAUUCUGAAAGUGAAAGGCGAUUGAAUUUAGAAAAGGAGGUGGCUAACUUAAAAACUCACUUAAAGACAGCCAAGAAGAGAUUAAAGGAUCUUGAGGGAAGUGAAUCUCGUAUUUCAUCUCUGCACUCAGAGUUUGAUCGUGAGCGCCUGGCCAUGGAGGGCACCAUGCAGACUUUGAGGAGACAGUUGGAUGAGCUCCAGAGUCAAUUAAAUGAAGAAAUAGAGCAAAAAGAUAGAUAUGAGGCAAAAACCAGGCAGCUUCAGCAGGAGCUCAAUGCCCUGAAAACCCUGGAAAAAAGUUUUGCCAAGCUCGAGCGCACCAAGCAUAAGAUGGAGACAGACUUUAAUUCAUACAAGAACCAUGUGAACCAGCACUACGUGGACCGCGGUGAGCUGCAGCGUGCACAGCAGGACAACGAGAUGAAGCUGCGCCAGGAGCUGAACACCAAGCUGGAGGAGGUGAACAGUUACCUGGAGGACCAGGCGCGCGCCAGAGAGAGGCUGGACACCAUGAGGAAUAACAACGAGUCCCAGAUUAGGAACGAGUAUGAGAAAACCAAGAAAGAACUCAUGGAUGAGUUGUCCAAGCUGCGGGCAGGCUACCACCAGACCAUGGCCCAGAAGGAGACCAAGGACUUGGAGCUGCAGAAGUAUAAGGAGUUGUAUGAAAAUGAAGUACGGCUUCGAGAGAGAGUGGCCACCAGGUUGCAGAAAGCCACGGAUACUGCUGCUAAUACCAAGGCGCAGCUUUCUCUUGAGCGUCAGAAGACCUUGCUGCUGGGUGCCAGUCCCCCCUUGGCACGCAAGGACAACCAGUGGGUCUCCCCCCUGGGUGGUGUGAAGACAACCCCUGUACACGGGGUCAAUGACUCUCUCAGUUACAAGAUCAAAAACCAACUGGACAAAAGCAUUGCCAAACAUUUGGAGUCUGCUGGUGCCAGCUCCAGCCCCGUCCUGCCACCAGAUGACAGCAUGAUCAACUCCUCUUUUGGCAAGUCCACCAGCGAUUACAUGGCCACACUCAGAAGAAACUAUUUCGUAUGAUAGCAUUUUUUCACAGAAUUCAGGUCUUGGUUUUUACCUGGCAGCAUAAUUUUGACUCUAGUCUUUCUUCUCUUGAAUUUUGAGUUUUGGCAAAUUGAAAAAUUUUUAUUUUGUCAAUACAAUACUUAUACAAGGUCAAUGGAAGGUCAACACAAGGUCAACUUUAAGACCAAUUUAAGGUCACGCAUGUAUCAACACAGAAUAACUCAUAAUGUUGAUAUUUUGAACAGUAUUCACUGCAGUUUUUAAUCUUGUAUCAGAAGUACUUCAUAGCACAAUUAUUCUGUUGUUAUUGUUUUUUAAAUAUAUUUAUGAUUUCAUAUGUAAAAGGUUCUUACAUAUUGCCAUUUUUUUGUGACCAAUUUUACAAGAAUGUUCCCAUUUUAAGUAUAGAAAUGUAGAAGUGUCAUUAAAGGCCAUGUCGCCAUAUGUUAAAGAAAGUGCAUGGGGCACUGGAUAUACAAAUUUUAUACACGUUUUGGUUGUGAGAAGAUCCCUCCAUAUUAUCAAGUGCUAACUGCAUGCUGAUAUCAACAAUUAUAUUGUUCAUAUUUAAUUGAUUCAUAGUUGAUAUGAAGAAAUUUAAAUUUCAUUCUUCACAUUACAAAUUUUCAUGUUCCUGCGCUCACUUUAUUAGUUGACCUAACUAAGAGGUUGACUUGACUGGGAGCAAACUUCAAAUAUUAGAUGUUCUGCUUUUUUUUUCUUGUAUGAAACUGAACGUUGCUAUCUCCUCAUCUGUGAUAUAGUACAUAUUAUUGCAAGGCUCAUUUCUUUUAUUUAUAGUGUUCAAAGUUAUACAAAAUGCAGAUAUUUUCAUAGAUGCACUCUUUACAUGAAGGAAUAUGUCUGUAUAGUUUGAGGUUUGUUUUAUGGCUGUACGUAAGUGUCUCUCUUUAUAGUAGGAUUAACAUUUCACACAUAAGCAAUGGUAGUACUUUGGUCAUUUGGCUUAUAAACUAGUCCGGUACCGUUAGUUAUUUAACAAUGCACUAGCUUAACAACAAACCAAAGAUAUCCUCAUCAUAAGCAAUACAUACUGUAUACCCAUUGAGAACAAUUCACUCUAGUCUUGUAAAUGCAAUUUCACUUCUAAUCAAAAUGCUCCUUUAUGGAAUUAGCUUGUUGUCCUACGUGAUAUUAUAUCAUUUAGAAUUUUAACAUGGCCACGAAGGUAAAUGAAGAAGUUACCACAUUUGCAUAUCUGAAGAGGUGACUAUGUUAUUUACUGCUGUAUUGUUGAUAAUCCGUCCUUUCAUUGAAAUACUCACUUUUUAGACAAGUCAUGGUAUGUUAACAAAUGGCUGAGAUUUACCUGGAGUUUCGUAUCCAGUCAACAUUUUUAAUGCUUAGAAGAGCAAAAUUCAUUAAUAAAUAUAAUUUACUCUACAAUU